Molecule: messenger RNA, 1805 nt
Organism: Papaver somniferum (opium poppy)
Lineage: Eukaryota; Viridiplantae; Streptophyta; Magnoliopsida; Ranunculales; Papaveraceae
Exons: 3
Coding region: 301-1482 (393 amino acids)
Source: RefSeq, a predicted model, not a curated record
CAGUCAUGGAUUGAUGGAUUCUAAUUCUAACCUUGUUUCAUUUGAUUUACUAGAAAAAAACAAAAAAUCUUGGCUAUUCCAUCCUUCGAUUAUAGUUCUAAUUUUUUCUAGAUCUUCAUGCUAAUGGCACUGAACAAACUCAAUCUUCAUCAACGGCCUUUUACUCUAUCUUAUCACCAAAUACUCAUCUUCAUUAUCCAUUCAUGGAGGUGCGUCAGCUAACUCUCAGCUGGUUUCCAACUCCAAGGAACCAACUAACUAGCAGCUAGCUCCUCCAUCAAUAAUUAUUUAUAUGUACAUAUGUAUAUGAGCAUACAACCCCACCGAAUUGGUUCUGGUGAUGAUAUGACCACCCAUACUGCUACUAAUACUACGGCAGUGAUGGAGAAGAAGACAAGAACAUGUAAAAGAAAAGAUUGUGGUGAUGCUGACACGACAAAUACGUCAACAGCAACGGAGACGAAGAAAAGGGCAUGUAGAAGAAAAGAUUGUGGUGAUACUGAUACGACAAAUACGUCAACAGCAACAGAGACGAAGAAAAGGGCAUGUGGAAGAAAAGAAUGUGCUGGUACAAAUACUCCAACAGUGACGGAGAAGAAGAAGAUAGCAUUUGGAAGUAAAGGUUGUGGUGAUACUGAUAUGGCAAGUACGCCAACAGCAACAGAGACGAAGAAAAGAGCAUGCAGAAGAAAAGAUUGUGCUGGUACAGAUACUCCAAUUGUUGUAUCGCUGUUGAAGUUUGAGUUCAUUCAACUACCAGCUAAAAGUACAAUUGACAAGCAGAAGAACUCACUUGUCGAUUAUCCUCAUCUUCUGGAGUUCAAGGGUUCUCCUUGUAUUGCACGUAUAGAAAAAAUAUCAGGGAAUGGAAGUGAUUAUCCUCAUCGUUGCCGUGAUGAUCAUCAGGGUAGUAGCAAUUGCUGCUGUUGUUGUAAAGUUCAUUUGUACGUAUUGAAGGAUAAGGUCAAGCAAGCCUGGAUUAAGGAGGAAAGUUUUGAUGUUUGUGUAAAUUCUUCUCCCAGAUUUUUAAGAGAACUGGGCACCCUGGCACCAGAUCCCUGCUGUUUUUGCUUAAGCAGUACUACUACACCUCCUACUCACAUCUUCAGUUUCUCAGAUCAGAUGUUACUUUACUGGUUCAAUGGGGAAUAUCUUCAAGUUUACAACUUGCGUUCUGAAAAAAUUCAGCUUGUACUGCCUAGUUAUACUAACGAGAGUGCUGUCUUUCGAGCUAAGAUGAAAGAACCGCGACACGUCUUUAUUUCUUCUAGUGAUGAUGAUAUUUAUUGCUCCAAUAUGGAUUAUCAGCUGCACUGUCAUGAGGAGAACGUGCUGUCUCUGGAAACCUUCAUACCGGAAGGAGUGCAAGGAGUAGAUGCUGAUGAUUUCUCCAAGUUAGAUUUGGAGAGAGAAGACCGUCGGUGUUCCGCAUUUGUGUAUAUCAACAGAGGUUCGAAAGUGUUUUAUCCUUCUUUUAAUUAGUACACAUGUAGUAACUUAUCUUGGUAACUGUCAUCAGUUUACUAGAUUACUUGUAGUAGUCAAGUUUCAGAGCUACUGUCAUGCUCUAUUAGGAGAACCUAGGUAGCUUAAAUUGAUGAGUGUGUCAAAGUGAAAUCAUCAUAAACUGCAAUGAAUUUUUAUGUUAAGAAUUUAUGUGAAAGCUAAUUUUGUUUUCCAGAAAACGAUGAUGAAGCACGCAGUUGAAUGAGGUAGAGAGGUGAUAAAGAACCUUUCUGUAAAAAUCAUGUAUACAGAAUUCUGGUUCAGUGAAUUUCAUUCUCAUUGAACCCUGGCAGAAGUGG